CAUUUAGUAGCUCAGCGUCAACUUUUUUACCUACACCUCCAUUGUAUGCAACACCAAAUUCAAUAGAGACACCAUUAACAAGUUUCAUAUCAUCUAUAUCACCAACAUCUUCUGCGUAUACAACACCAGGUUCAACUGAAACACCAUCAAGUAGUUUGACAUCAACUUCAACGCCUUCUACGGCUACAGUAACUAUAGACGUCCCGCGCCCAAAUGGCUCCCCAUCUCCAGUGUUUCCAUGGAACAAGACUGAAGCAGAGCCUACACCAUCAACACCCAUCUGGUCAGAAGCAAGUAUAACCGCUACCAUCAAACACAAUUCGGCUUCAGAGCGUGUAACAGCUUUGACGUCGGGUGACUUAAACACUAAUAGAUCUACGGUAAGAGAAACGGGUUACACGAGUUCAUUUCAUUCUACGCAGAGGAUUGGAAACGAAACACAAGAAACUUUUACAACAACAACCGUGCCACCAAAUAAUCC
Molecule: messenger RNA, 481 nt
Organism: Lymnaea stagnalis (great pond snail)
Lineage: Eukaryota; Metazoa; Mollusca; Gastropoda; Lymnaeidae
Source: the annotation of a GenBank genome assembly